Molecule: messenger RNA, 1320 nt
Organism: Ixodes scapularis (black-legged tick)
Lineage: Eukaryota; Metazoa; Arthropoda; Arachnida; Ixodida; Ixodidae
Product: plexin-A2
Exons: 3
Coding region: 1-1320 (439 amino acids)
Biological process (GO): regulation of cell migration; regulation of GTPase activity; semaphorin-plexin signaling pathway involved in axon guidance
Cellular component (GO): semaphorin receptor complex
Molecular function (GO): semaphorin receptor activity; protein binding
Source: RefSeq, a predicted model, not a curated record
AUGGGGUCCCGUGUCUCGGCUAAGAACGGUGUUGACCUAUUCGUCUCGUCCACUUUAAGGACGUGGGCGAACGUGUCUCGCAUGAUCGUGGACAAGGAUACCGGGAAGGUCUAUGUCGGUGGCGCAAACAGGAUCUACCAGUUGAAACCUAACCUUGAAACGGAGAGCCUGGCAUUCAUGGGACCCUACAGAGACAGUUCGCACUGUUCUCCGACUAGUGGCUGCCUGCCCGGCCAAGAGAAAUUGCGAGACUACCAUACAAAAGCAAUGGCCAUCGACUACUCAAUCAAAUCGCUCGUCGUCUGCGGGAACGUCAUACGUGGCUCGUGUACUCUUCACAGUCUGCAAAACGUCAGUGACUUUCGAAGACCUUCGCACGAAUCGGUGCUGUCCAGCGACCCAAACGAGUCUGCCGUCCUGUUCAUAUCGAACGGACCCGGGCCCCACAAGCAGGUCUUGUACGUCGGGACCAGCUGGAACACUGAAGGGUCACACGCGGUAGAUGUGCCAGCCGUCUCUUCAAGAAGUCUUGAUCCGAACAAAGACACCUUCUCCGUAGCAGUACAAGCUGAAAGAUCGGGUACCAGGAUGUUUGUGAACAGCGUCUCGCGUACGAACUUUCCGAUAACUUAUAUAUUUGGUUUCGAAUUCCGGGGCUUCUCUUACUGGCUCACAGUGCAAAAGAGUUCGCUCGAAGAAGGAGCGCGGUUCAUCUCCAAGCUGGUCCGCGUUUGUCAGAACGACCCAAACUACCACUCUUACACCGAGGUGGAGCUGGUCUGUCGUUCAGAUAAAGAUGCCCACUACAACUUGGCCCAGGCAGGCUUUGUUAGCAAACCUGGCUCGGACCUGGCAGACUCUUUGGGUUACGAUGAUGAUGUCCUUUUCGUUGUCUUUGCGAAGAGUGAGAACGAAACGAUCGACCGACCGGGAAACGAGUCUGCUCUUUGCCUAUUUCCGCUGGAGGCGGUAAUGCGGAAUUUCACUGAAAAUAUCAGGGACUGCUUCAAGGGAGAAGGCAAUCGAGGACUGGAUUUCAUUACGCCCAGUACUCCCUGUCAAAAUACGCCUGUUUCAAUAACGGACCUUUUCUGCGGCUUGGAAGUCAACACACCGCUGGAAGGAAGCAAGCCCAUUACUGCCAAGUCCGCGCUCAGCUACACGGACACGCAGCUCACCUCGGUAGCGGCCACGACGAUCUACAACUUCACUGCCGUCUUCUUGGGAACAAAUCGAGGACACUUGAAGAAGGUGAACUAUAUUUUUAACAAACCCGUUCAGAUAUUGAUAUUUUUCGUUUGCAUAUUAAAGGCUCACUAA